Mus musculus (house mouse) is the source of this 2476-nucleotide messenger RNA. It is a transcript of the gene Dynll2, whose product is annotated as dynein light chain LC8-type 2. The coding region runs from base 299 to 568 and encodes 89 amino acids. NCBI's taxonomy places the organism in Eukaryota, Metazoa, Chordata, Mammalia, Rodentia, Muridae. Gene Ontology annotation, biological process: microtubule-based process. The record is from RefSeq and is marked validated. The transcript is spliced from 3 exons. Gene Ontology annotation, cellular component: glutamatergic synapse; postsynaptic density; postsynapse. Gene Ontology annotation, molecular function: identical protein binding; protein-containing complex binding; scaffold protein binding.
AUUUCAGGGCCGCGCGUCGGCCGCGCUCAGCGGCGGAGCGGAGCGGACGGCGAGGUAUCAGCCGAGACAGGCGGUCGGCCGGGUGGCACGAGGCGGAGCGCGGGCGUCCGGGGAAGCUCGGAGGGCGACCAGCAGUGCGAGCGCUCGGCCCCGGGGCUGCGGGAGCAGGGGGAUACCGCGGCGGCAGCGGCUGCUGCUGCAGGACGAGCCCAGGGGACACCGCCCCUGCUCGAGCUUUGCUUCAGCCCAGCGCUGCUCCCCAGGGGCCUGUGCGGACUCGCCUGCGUGACGUGUCACGAUGUCUGACCGGAAGGCAGUGAUCAAGAACGCAGACAUGUCUGAGGACAUGCAACAGGAUGCCGUUGACUGUGCCACACAGGCCAUGGAGAAGUACAACAUAGAGAAGGACAUUGCUGCCUAUAUCAAGAAGGAAUUUGACAAGAAAUAUAACCCUACCUGGCAUUGUAUCGUGGGCCGGAAUUUUGGCAGCUAUGUCACACACGAGACAAAGCACUUCAUCUAUUUUUACUUGGGUCAAGUUGCAAUCCUCCUCUUCAAGUCGGGCUAGGUGGCCGAGGCGAAGGUGUCCGUGGCGGCGGCAGCGAUGGCAAGCAGGCGGCGUUGCUGGGACUGUUGCACUGGGGCCAGCAUCAGGAAGUCCUCUCCAAUGGCUGUGCUACUGCAUGGACUGUGUACUCGAUUUCAUGUGUGUGUCGCAGUAAACAAAAACCAAACUCCUUUCUGUUUAGUUGCCUGGGGAAGAAGGCUGCUUUGCGUUUGUUUUUAAGACGUUAACAUUAUUUUUUUGGUUGUACUGCACUAGGAAAUCUCUCCUACCCCUCCUUUUCUCUUCUCUCCCUAGAUAAAAAUAAAAGGCCCUCCUCGAAGCCCUAAGGACUAGGAGGGCCGAGGAAUAGAAAUAGGUCUGAGGUGGAAGUUAAGCUGCAGGUGCCUCUUGGGUGGUGGGUGCUGCUGUAGGAGGCCGGGGAGGCUGUGAGGACAGGGUUAGGAUUGGCAAGGAGAGGGGCAGGAAGGUGGGGGGGGGGGUGGUGGCUCUAGUACCGGGGAGAAUAUUCCACAGAACUGUGACUAUGGCUUGGGGCAGGGGUGGGUGUGCAGUCUCUAAGGGGCCCUAAGGUGUGUUUGUGGUGUGGGAAUGGGGAGCAGACUCGUCUUGCCGUCUGUCAGGAUUUUAAGUAAGGGCUGUGUCUUUGUGGGUCAUCUUCCCAUAUUCUUCCAGCCAGAAGUCGUGUUGGGAGGAUGCUGGGAGUAGGGUUAGCCUGACUUCCCCUUUACAUUCUGUCUGCUCCCUGCUUAGCCCUCGUUUUUUCUCAUUCCUUCGUUCUCUUAGAGCAGCCCCUAUUGUUGGCUGGCAAGGGAAUUUCUGGUGACUGUAGUUCCUUAGUUAGGUCUUAGCAAUCAAACCAAAUCAAUGCCCGUCAGUUCUUCUUUGUGUACGUUUGUGUUUGUCUGUGUGCGUGUGUGGGGGUGGGUUUGGGGUAGAAGGGUGGGAAGGGGCAGGAUAAGUGGAAUCUCUAGGGUGUAUGGGAAGUAGAGGGCAGUUAGUUCUAAGUGGGCUUUUAUGUUCCCUGUUGUGAGGGUGAGAACAGGUUGGUAUCAAACCAUCCCCCUCCCCUUAGUUCAUCUUGCUUGGACACUGCUUUGCCUUGUGGCUGUCUGUUCCCUGGGAAAGGUUUUGGAAGGUCACCCAGAACAGGAUGGCCAUACUAACAUCUUUCCUGGAGUUGGAUCUGGGACCAGGUGACUGGUCUCUAGUGGGAAGUGAGAAUGGAAGUGAUGGGGUGGAGGGCUCCUUGGAACAGGUCUGAAGUAUAGCAAUGACCUCUGGGAGGCAGGAGGUGGAGAAUGGAAGUGGGGUGGAGGGCUCCUGGAACAGGUCUGAAGUAUAGCAAUGACCUCUGGGAGGCAGGAGGUGGAGAAGGCUGACUGGGAGGAGAUUCCAGAGAAGAGUGCAAGGGAAACCUUGUCUGUCGGUGACAUGAUUGGGGUGGGUGGGGGUUGUCAUUGCCAAUUGAGCUGCUGAUUCUUAUGAAUCACAUUCAGAACUCGCAUAGGGUUGACACUGUAAGGGGUGGGGAAAUCUAGCUAUUUUUUUUUCCCCAGCCCAUUCUUGGGGGUCGGGGGGAGGCAGGAGAAUGCCCCUUCCUCCUAAGCCCUUCCUGUGUGUUGAGCUUUUGUUUUUCUUCAGUGCUGGCAGGGGAGGGUGGGAACUGGUGGGGACUGAGUUCCCUGUUCAAACCGUUAUUGGGUACAGGAUUGAAUGUUUGAUUUUAGGUUUUAUUUUUCUUAUGAAUGUCCAGAUCUGUGUUUCCCUGCCCUCCCAGACUCUGGCCAGUUGGAAGUGUCUCGUUUUUGUUCAUCUCUCAUUUCUGGUGCAGUGACUGAGACCCUGCCACAUCUAUGCUCUGCAUCCACGCCUCUUUUGGACAUUAAAGGUCGAUUGAUGCACUUCUGA